Messenger RNA from Mytilus californianus (California mussel), 2057 nucleotides. RefSeq lists its product as uncharacterized. The transcript is spliced from 9 exons. Lineage: Eukaryota; Metazoa; Mollusca; Bivalvia; Mytilida; Mytilidae. The coding region runs from base 1 to 2043 and encodes 680 amino acids. The record is from RefSeq and is a predicted model, not a curated record.
AUGGCGGACUCCGACUGUUUUGAAUCUGUUGAAGAAAGCUCUUCAGUAGGCAGAGGUUAUGAGUCUGACUUCUCCACAAGAGAAAAGGCUAAUAUAUUAGCUGAAGCAUUUGCCAAUGUAAGCAGUUCAAGUAACUAUUCAGAAGCAUUUAUAUCACAUAAAGAACAUAUUGAGUCUCUAGAAGCUGAAAAGUUGAAAGAAUAUUUUUCUGAAAACUCCCAAAGUUAUAAUGAACCAUUUACCCUUAAUGAAUUACAGGAUGCUAUUGCUGAUACAUCAGAUACAUCUCCUGGUAAAGAUAAGCUUUGUACUAAUACAACACCUGGAUUACGAUCGACAGCUCAGGCAGGGACAAAGACCUGUUCUAGAUGUUGUUCUGGUGACUUGUGUAAUGCAGAAGGCUGUGGAGAACAAGGUUUCCCCAAGUAUAGAGGUCCUAUUUGUUAUAACUGUCAACAGUCACGGAACCCUGACAAGUGCGACUCAAUUACUGUAUGUGGGAGAGAUGAUGCAUGUCAUAUUGAACAACAAGAAGAGUUUGGUGAUAUAUUUUACGCAACCAAAUGUAUUUCAAAGCACCUGUGUUCUAUAAAUGGUGGCAGCAUAUUUGGUAAACGCAGUGGAAGUAAACGUAAUGGCCACAGAAACAGUAUCUCGUACACAACAAGUAAACAUUAUAACAGUACACGACCAUGGUACUAUGAAACCACUGAACCCCACCAUCACUGGACCACUUUGCCUAGGUACAAUACUACUCAUUAUACAACAAAGGACUGGAGAAACUACAGCACCACGACACAAUCAGAAUUUGUUGCUGCGAGUGGUCACUAUGGGAAUUUGUUUGCCAUUUUCUUCAUGCCAAAUCAUCAGCGUACGAAUACCAACAUAAGCCUUGAGCUCCUUAUAACGUCACCGUACACUAACUAUAAUGUUAAAAUUAGCUCACAGCACAAUGGACUUCAACUUACAGGACAGGCAAAUGGCCAUGUCAUUCGAACACAUGUACCAAACACACUCCAAAGCCUAGGUAAGCUGUCUGACAACGCAUAUAAUAUUUACGACACAGGAAUUAGCAUAUCUUCGAAUAAACCUAUCUUUGUCGCUGCAAUGAAUGAAUAUUCCUGUUGCUCCGGAGAGGCUUUUAGCGCUAUUCCUGUUAAGGACAUUAGAAGAAACUACAUUAUUGCGACAUAUCCGGAGGGCACCAAAUCGGUGGGUGUUGUAGCGAUAGAGGACAACACUUCCGUUAGGGCAAAGUUACAACCUGGAAACAGCACUAUGGACGUUCAUAUAAAGUAUGCUUUUGAAGGAGUAUUAUUUACAUCAGAUGAUGUCGACAUAUCGACUGGAGGAACAAUUGAGAGUGAUAAACCAAUCGCAGUACUUUCUGGAAAUAUGGAUUCUCUCAUUCAUCGUGGUGACAGAAAUUUCCAAACAGAAAUGCUUAUACCGACAGAUCAAUUUGCUCAGAGGUAUAUUGUUCCCAAAAUAGCCAAUGCCAAACAUAUCAUUCUUCGAAUAGUUGCAAGAGAUCCGUUUUCUACUGUUUAUAUCACGGGGAAGAAUGGGUUUUAUAAAAACACUUAUAAGCAAUAUGUAAAUGAGCUAGAACUAUCGAAUGAUGGAUACUUUAUCAACGCCCAGAGACCAGUCAUGGUUACUUUGUACACAAUAUAUGAAAGCUCAACUGUGAACCCGUUCAUGACUUUACUUCCCGCCGUCGACCAUUUUUCUAGCAACUACGUCAUAACCACGCCAACCAAUACCAACUAUACCAAUUACGUCACUGUGAUCAUAAGUUCAAAAGAUAAUGAAGAUGGCCUCCGUCUUAAUGGCGGUAAUUUAUUAUUCCAUGCGGUUGAUGUAACACCAGUUGAGAUGUUCCGAACUGUUUAUAAGAGUAUUUCAGUCAGCUUAAAUGCCAAGGAUACUUCAUUCACAAUUUCACACAUUGACAAAAAUGUCAAGUUUGGUCUUCUGGUAUAUGGCUAUAAAUACCGUUCGGCUUACGGAUAUCCAGGUGGAUUUUCUUUAACUAAAUAAACAUGUUAAACACA